Eimeria mitis is the source of this 246-nucleotide messenger RNA. RefSeq lists its product as uncharacterized. The coding region runs from base 1 to 246 and encodes 81 amino acids. The record is from RefSeq and is a predicted model, not a curated record. The transcript has a single exon. Lineage: Eukaryota; Apicomplexa; Conoidasida; Eucoccidiorida; Eimeriidae.
AUGAAGAAGCAGAAGAAGAAAAAGCGGAGGGAGGAGGAGAAGACAAAGAAGAAACAGACCGAGAAGAAGCAGACGAAGAAGACGAAGAAGAUGCAGACUGAUAAGAAGCAGACGGAGGAGAAGAAGAAGGGAAAGCAGACGGAGAAGAAGCAGACGAAGAAGAAGCAGAAGGAGAAGAAGCAGGCGAAGAGGAAGCAGAAGGAGAAGAAUAAUCAGAAGCAGAAAAAGGAGAAGAAGAAGCAAUAG